AUGAUGCACAACAUUGCCGCUGUCUUUCUUCUCAUGGCGUCGAUGGUCGACGCCAAGGGCCUCGACACCGUCCUCUCCAAGGCCACGUUCCAGAAGCUCUUUCCGAACGCGCUGCCGAUCUACCAGUACGAAAACAUGAUUGCCAUGUCCCAAAAGUACCCGGCCUUUGCCAACACGGGCAACAACGACGUCGAUAAGCGCGAGGUCGCGGCGUUCCUCGGCCAGAUCUCGCUCGAGUCGGGCGACCUCCAGUACGUCGAAGAGAUCAACAAGAACGAGUACUGCCAAGCCAGCGACAAGUAUCCGUGCGCGCCCGGGAAGCAGUACUUUGGUCACUUUUCGGGCUCCACGCAGUGUCUCGAUGGCGACAAGUGCCACAAGUACGACGCGUGGUACUCGCAGUGCAUUCCGGCCAAGCCGCACACCAGCUAA
This is a messenger RNA of Saprolegnia parasitica CBS 223.65, 432 nucleotides long. RefSeq lists its product as hypothetical. The record is from RefSeq and is a predicted model, not a curated record. NCBI's taxonomy places the organism in Eukaryota, Oomycota, Saprolegniomycetes, Saprolegniales, Saprolegniaceae. Gene Ontology annotation, biological process: cell wall macromolecule catabolic process; carbohydrate metabolic process; chitin catabolic process. Gene Ontology annotation, cellular component: extracellular region. The transcript has 2 exons. Gene Ontology annotation, molecular function: chitinase activity; cellulose binding. The coding region runs from base 1 to 432 and encodes 143 amino acids.